Molecule: messenger RNA, 1010 nt
Organism: Aspergillus heteromorphus CBS 117.55
Lineage: Eukaryota; Fungi; Ascomycota; Eurotiomycetes; Eurotiales; Aspergillaceae
Product: ribosomal eL24 family protein
Exons: 3
Coding region: 259-822 (187 amino acids)
Biological process (GO): ribosomal large subunit biogenesis
Cellular component (GO): nucleolus
Source: RefSeq, a predicted model, not a curated record
AAGGAGUGACGUUGGGGAGAAGCGGAAGUCCAGAUAAAAAAUCGGAGCGGCGCCGCAUUGCCCGGUUGGGUUUAGCGCCGGUUGCUCCACGCUUCAAUUUUUGAUGCGGUUCCUGUCCUGAGGGUCGGAGAUCUUCUCUUCACGACGGUGGGAUAGGAGUUCAUUGCGACUUCUGACCUCAGCUUUCGGUUUUCGACUUUCUCUCUCCAUACCCGACCGCCACUCCCGGGCUUACACAGGUCAACCCACUCGCCCAACAUGAGAGUCGAAACGUGCCAUUUCUGCUCUAGGCCCGUCUACCCUAGCAAGGGUAUUCAGUUCGUCCGUAACGAUGCCAAGGCCUUCAGAUUCUGCCGAAGCAAAUGCCAUCAGAACUUCAAGGCCAAGCGGCAACCGAGACGUGUGAAGUGGACCAAGGCCGGUCGCGCCGCCAAGGGCAAGGAGAUGAUCGUCGACUCGUCGCUGGUGCUGUCCCAGUUCGCCAAGAAGCGCAACGUCCCCGUCAAGUACGACCGCAACCUGGUCGCCGCCACGAUCAAGGCGAUGGAGAGAGUGGAGGAGAUCCGGACGCGCAGAGAGCGGGUGUUCACGAAGCGUCGGUUGGCGGGCAAGCUUGCGCGGGACCGCAAGCGCGAGGAGGACCGCAAGGUGGUCAUGACCGGCGAGCACCUCAUCCGCAAGGAACUCCGCGAGCGGGAGGAGGGUCAGCCUCUGGUGGCCGACAAGACGAGCAAGCUGCACGGCGAGGAGCGGCUCCGGCAGAAGAAGAAGACCCGUGUACUGGUGGAUGGUACCACCCAGGAGGAGAUGGAUCUCGAUUAAAGGGCAUGCGUUUCCUACGUUUCUUUCUGUCCGACUGUAUAGGUCGGGUUCGAUACCUUGAGGUUAUGAUGGAGUUGGGUUCGUUCUGUGUUUCAAGCUUUUCCUAUCCAAAAGUAUCCAGUAUCCAGUGGUCUCUGGGAUGAACUUUCAUGUCCGAAUUGGUUUCUUUGCAGGUAUAUUGACUUAAU